Salvia miltiorrhiza (redroot sage) is the source of this 618-nucleotide messenger RNA. RefSeq lists its product as uncharacterized. The transcript is spliced from 3 exons. The record is from RefSeq and is a predicted model, not a curated record. Lineage: Eukaryota; Viridiplantae; Streptophyta; Magnoliopsida; Lamiales; Lamiaceae. The coding region runs from base 124 to 390 and encodes 88 amino acids.
CUUGAAUUUGCCUUUUGGAAACUAUAUAUAAACCCCACUUCUUACAUAUACAUACAUGCAUAUAUAGAGAGAGGGAGAAAAAAGAAGAGAGAGAAAGAGUUUGAUUAUUAGUGUGUUGUAUCAAUGGCAGGCACUUGCAUUAGGGUAAUGGUGGUGAUAUUGUGCUUGUAUUUCCAUAUGAGCUUGAAUGGAGCCAUCCCAUUUACAAGAAGUUCUAAUCUUGUCCAGAAAAUUCAGAAUGGUCAGGUUGCAGAAGGAUCCCUCUUGGAAAACCCUAAUUUGGUGAUGAGAAGAAUGGAGAUAGAGGUGAACGACUAUCCGGGAUCGGGGGCGAACAAUCGACACACACCAAGGCCUCAACUGGGAAGAGGAGGUUGCAGUGACUGCUGAAAUAAAAAAGUUAAAUGUUGGUAAUAUAUAGAUAGUUAGAAAUAUUUGAUGUUAUUAUAGAUGUGUUGUCUAGUUUUCUCAAAGAGAAAAUGUAGACAUGGUUGUUUAUUUCAGUAGGAAAAUUAUAUUAGAGGGAUCAGAUGUAACGUUAUGGGAUCUGGACCUUAGUUGAUUAGGUGACUGGAUGAGAUAGUUUGGAUAUUAAUUGUUCUAAAUAUUUUUCUUAAA